UGCAAGGAAAUGAAGCCACAAGAAGAUAUUGAAGUGAAAAAGGAGCAAGAGGUUACCAAUGGUUGUGGUGAAAAUCUGGUAUCUUGCAAGGAAGGUGCUGAUUUGUUGGAGAAAAAAGGGGUCCAUCCUCUUUGGACACCCAGUUCCAGCACAAGAAAGGUGUGUAAUACAGGAGUAACGUAGAAACAGAAAUGUUGAAACUUCACCAGCAAUUAGAGCAGGAAGCGACACAACUGAUUGUACAAGUUACACUCAUAGCCAGUCCAAGAAGAGCACCAUGAAGUUACACUCUUUUUUGUGACCUAUAGCUACAAAUUUAAAGAUCCUUUCUUUCAUUCAAGCCCUAACGUCCAAACAAGGAUACUUCCCAUAUAAUUUGGGAAUUUGCAUGAAAUAUCAGCAAUCAAAUGUAAUUUGAAAAUGGAUUGAAGGGCAGGGAAGAGAUGCAAACUGCCCCGUCUUAAAGUAGGCAGUGAAUAGAAGUUCUGCAAUUUUUCCUCCUUAAGCUUCCAUGAUCCCUUCAUUUUGAGCACCAGUAGCAGAGGCAAAUUUUUAUGAGUGGGAUGCAUCUGGAUUGGCCCACAAUUAUGGCAACUUCCGGACCAAAUGCCACCAUUCCUACUCCGGAUCAGCUUACCAUCUUCUAUGGUGGAAGUGUUGUCGUGUUUGAUGCAAUUCCUGCAGAAAAGGUCCAAGAAAUUAUGCUUAUUGCUGCUGCUGCUGCUGCUGCUGUCAAACCUGUUGACAUGAAGAAAAGUGGGUCUCCUGAUGGUACACCAGUUCUUACAAGGUCUCCUUCAAUGCAAAGUACUGCUGCCCCACAUGCCCAAGCCUAUAGUCGUCAGAAUUCCUUUUGCAGAAUGCAAGCUGAAUUACCUAUUGCUAGGAGACAUUCUCUGCAGCGAUUCUUCGAGAAGCGUCGGGACAGGCUGGUGAGCAAAAGCCCGUAUCCCACUUCACCGGAAGGAAAAGAGGCAGACACCACAAAACCUGGUAUCAGUGCUGCACCUUCACCAGAUGCAGGUUGCUUUGGAAAAUCUCUUGCAUCAGACGAACUUCAACCAAAGGUUGCUUCCAACCUUGCUUGACCGAUGCUAAAGGCUUCUCAUGUAUCUUGGAAAACUGUUGUUAUAUUAGGUUCUUAACCUUGUUGUAUUGCUCGUGCAAGAUGUCAAGCGCAGUGGUGGUGAAGAUUUUUUGGUUACUUUUGGAUGCAUUGGACAGCAUGUACAAUUUCUCAUUGAAACUAGUGGGAUUUUGUUCACAUGUCUGCCCCUUGCAGCAAAAGGCACUUGUAAUGUCUUCUGAACCAGCGCCUUUUGGACGAUUACUUGUGUUAUUAUGAACUGUGGAAAACAAAUGACAAACAUUUGACGUGUGUGUGGUUUGCUUGUUAAUGGAACCUCUCUAGUGUUGUGCUGGCCA
Molecule: messenger RNA, 1425 nt
Organism: Populus trichocarpa (black cottonwood)
Lineage: Eukaryota; Viridiplantae; Streptophyta; Magnoliopsida; Malpighiales; Salicaceae
Product: protein TIFY 3
Exons: 6
Coding region: 555-1088 (177 amino acids)
Biological process (GO): regulation of jasmonic acid mediated signaling pathway; regulation of defense response; response to wounding
Cellular component (GO): nucleus
Source: RefSeq, a predicted model, not a curated record